This is a messenger RNA of Sycon ciliatum, 852 nucleotides long. RefSeq lists its product as uncharacterized. NCBI's taxonomy places the organism in Eukaryota, Metazoa, Porifera, Calcarea, Leucosolenida, Sycettidae. The record is from RefSeq and is a predicted model, not a curated record. The coding region runs from base 1 to 852 and encodes 283 amino acids. Gene Ontology annotation, biological process: protein phosphorylation. The transcript is spliced from 3 exons. Gene Ontology annotation, molecular function: protein kinase activity; ATP binding.
AUGGCAAGGUUCAACUUUGAGACUCAGCUCCAAGAGAGACUUGGUGUCCCAGACUCGAUUUGGCUUGGAUUCGUCCAAGUUGACCUGAACAAACCCGAGAUAGGCCGUGGUUUGGAUGCCACGGUCUAUACAAGUGAGUUGGAGGGUCUCCUUGUUGCUGUGAAGGUCUUACAUAGUAUUUUACUCCAACAGGGCAAUGUCGGGCGUACAGCUCUUUUGCAGCGAUUCGGCACUGCGUGCCUAGUCAUGCGCCGACUGCACCAUGAAAGAAUUGUGCGACUCCUCGGGAUCGGCAUUGCUCCCAAUCAAUCUCCGUGUAUAGUGGUAGAACUGAUAGCCGGCUCGCUAUUUGAUCGAAUUGGAGUUGAGCCAAGAGAGCCAUUCGCUCAAAGCCUUCAGUAUUUAGUCGACGUGGCAGAAGGCUUGCGCAUUCUACACGGCAAGAACAUUUUGCACCGCGAUUUGAAACCACGUAACAUCUUGGUCACGGCAGGGCGAGCCAAGAUAGCUGAUGUUGGUUUGGCCCGCACUCUUCAUGGUAGUCAAGAGAGCCUACAAGUAGGAACAGCAUACGACGAGAAACUGGAUGUGUUUUCUCUAGGAGUGGUGAUGCUGUCGCUGCUUGUGGGACGACCACCAUCCCCAACUGAAGCUACUGUUCUCCUGGAAAAUGGAACGCGGAGAUCAGUUCCGGAGGGUCGCCGACGCAAGGCAGACCUGGAUCGACUGGGCUCGGAUCACCCACUACAUUCUCUAAUCUUGUCGUGUCUGCAUGACAAUCCUGGGUCUAGACCCACAUCGGCUGAUGUUCACAUGCACUUACUGCAGAUCUCACCUCACUCUAUGGAGUAG